AUGCAAUUCCCGGCGGACGCAGGACUAGAUGACUGCAUAGAGGCCCGCAUUACACAGUCCCAGCGAUGCAUGCAGGAACUGCAGCGUCUCCAGCAGGCAGCCGAAGCAACAAGUCGCCCCGUGCGGGGACUCCACGCAUUGUUGAAAGUCCAGCAGAGGGCACUCGGCAAGGUCGCCCAAAAGCAGCGCGGGCCAUCAGCGGCAUCCAUCUCGCAGGCCCAGUACUCUGGACUUAAGAGUUGCUGCUGGGAUGACAGGUGGGCUGUUGUCAGGAAGUGCCGCGGCCUCGUCGCCAUCAACAAAGAUUUCACCCGGAGCCCACGUCUGCCGGUCCCUCUGGAGGACGGUUUGAAACCGGUGGCUGUGGACGCCGUUGUCGACAGCGGCACCACCUGGCUCAAGUUCAUCUACAUAUCUUCCAAGGCACUUGAGUACCAGGUUGUGGCCGAAGGAUGGGCGAGCGAGCCGGAAGACGAUGAAGACGGGGAGGCAGCCGACGCUGUAGACGGAGGACUAGGCCACACAGAGUUCGCUGACACGGUCAAUAAGAUCGUCCUUGCGGCGCGCUGGAACCACUGCCAGCAAGUUCACCUCAUCCUGCCUGGACUCCGAGAGGGCAGGUCCGAGGCAGUAGACCGGAUGAUUCACUACAUCCGGCACAAUAUUGGGGAUGGCGACGUCUCGGUACAGGUGAGCUGUGCAGAUAGCCCAUUCCUCACGAAGCCACCUCCGCCUCUUGACGACGCGAUCAUCGCCCUCGUCAAGGACCGUGACCCGCUGGUCGGAGACGACUACGGGCGCCGAACAGGGACGGUCAACCUCGACCUGAGCGCCCUGGUUGCGCUCGUGACCGAUCUGCAGCACGGACCGAUCAUCACCCAGUUCAUCCUCGACCACGAAACGGACAGCAACGAACUGGUGGCGCAGCAGGACAUCCUCCUCAGCGUGCUGUACCCAGCCUUGCGCAGGCGCAAGCUGGUCUGCACCGGCCUGGCCGCAGCCUACUUCCGCAAACUCAUUGACGCAAUAUCCACACAUUCCGAAGAGACCCGCGCAAACUUCAUCCUCCCACCUUCAGAAGUCACAUCCGAGCCCCUAUCGGCAGAAGAGCUCCGCCAGACCCUCCAGAAGUGGUCCACCGUCCCAGUCCCGGACAACCUCUAUCUCCCGGUGCAGAUAGUGCCCGACAUCGACCUACCCGACGUCGAGGCACUCAUCGAAGCCAGCAAACUCACGCCCAUGGCCCUCGGCGUGGCUCGCGACUCGUCUCCGCUCAACCGUUCGGUCUACUGCUAUGGCUGGGCACACCGCCUAACCACGGUCACGGGCCACCGCGGUAUCGAACGGCAGGUGCGGCUUUCCCUGGUACGGCCCUGGACGCGCGGCGAGGAUAGCGGGGACGAGCGGCCACCGGACAUCUGCCAUCGCCACCUGGGUGGCUAUCUUAUCCACCGUGACAAGCCCAAGGACUGGCGAGAGAUGAUGCCCGAGGGAGCGGAAAUCCCACGGGAGGUAGUUAGGUGGACAUACCCGUGGACUACUUAG
Chaetomium strumarium is the source of this 1545-nucleotide messenger RNA. RefSeq lists its product as uncharacterized. NCBI's taxonomy places the organism in Eukaryota, Fungi, Ascomycota, Sordariomycetes, Sordariales, Chaetomiaceae. The coding region runs from base 1 to 1545 and encodes 514 amino acids. The transcript has 3 exons. The record is from RefSeq and is a predicted model, not a curated record.